Moesziomyces aphidis is the source of this 1437-nucleotide messenger RNA. The record is from the annotation of a GenBank genome assembly. Lineage: Eukaryota; Fungi; Basidiomycota; Ustilaginomycetes; Ustilaginales; Ustilaginaceae.
AUGCGAUCUUCCAGCAAACACAACGACGAGGUGCUCGACGCCGAGCGCCUCCGGCAGAUCGCGCGGCGCAAGGAGCAGAACCGCAACGCUCAACGUCGGCUCAGGGAGCGCAAAGAGGAAUACACGAUGCAGCUCGAGGCGCAGCUCACCGACUUGCAUCGUCGUGCGCAAAGUCAAGAGGAAGAGUCUCAAUUCCUCCGAGAGGCGCUUGCCCGCAUGCGUGCCGACAACAUGAAGUUGGUCGAGCAGAUCUCUUUAAUCCACCGAGCCGUCCCAUCCACCCAGACCACACAUCCUUUACCUCAGCGUGCAUCGGUCGAUCUCGGAGUCGACCUCUUCGCUCCCAAUGCACCGUUGGAUCGCGGCCGAAACCGAUCCCAAAGUGUCACGGCCACGGCCAUGCAGAACUUGGGCUUAGGUCCCGCACCGGCACCGUGGUCGCUGACUUCUUCGCAGCACCCUCUGCACGCCACGCAUCCGGUCUUUGCCUCGACCAUCGCGCCUGGCUCCACGCAUCGCAUCCCGCUCGCAAGCAACACGUCGAUGGCGGGAGCGCCGCCAUUUGCUAGUGGACUCGCCUUGCCGUCGAUGGCCGACUUGGCGGACGAUUCCAUGCCUCGAUCCGAAGAUGCUAGUCGCCGGAGCUCGUUUUCGCCCCUUUCGCAUCGCCGGAGCAGCACGCUGCUCAGUCCCUUUGACGUCCGCGGAAACCUCUCGCGCCACGGCAGCGAUCUCACCGAGCUCACCGUACCCUCCGAACAUUCCGAUUCCGAGAAUGGAGGCUCGUCGAGAAAGAUCCAGCGAGCCAUUCACGCCUCAAAUGUAGUCAGAGCGCCAACGGCACGGUCUCCUUCUGCGCUUGCUUCCGCUGCCAUCGCAUCGUCGGAAGGGACUGCUGGAGCAGCAACCGGCUGCGACAAAUUGGACGGUGGCACUUCCAGUGCAGCGCCCGGCUCGGACGUGGUGAUGGCGAGCUGCCUCGACAGCAUCCACUCGAUGCCAUUCGGCACGCUCGAGGAAUCCAAGCCUUCGGCAGCAGAACCAACGCCAUCCAAGAUGCAGUACGACGGUGGUGGGUCCUGGAUGUCGACGGCCUCCGAAGCGCCUGGCCAGCUGGCGCUUUCCGAUCUUCGCCACACCGACAUGUCUGGCUUGUCCAAGCCCAUGGGCAUCACCCCAAGCGCGCUCGGUUUGUCCAAUGUCAGCGCGAUGGGCGGCAGCGGUGCUUCGAGCGAUGGAUGGACGAUCUCGCCGUGGAUCAACAUGAGCCAGACGCCGUCGGCGGCGGGCGCUGGUGUCGACCCAGAGUCGGGCGCUGCUCGGCUGCAUGGCGAUGGCCAGCGCCUCGGUGCGGGCAUGGCGUUUGGUGACAAACAGUCGCUCGCUGCUCGCCGCGGGUUCUCUGGCAGCCUGAAGCUGGAGACGCCCACACUGUAA